Effrenium voratum is the source of this 1677-nucleotide messenger RNA. The record is from the annotation of a GenBank genome assembly. NCBI's taxonomy places the organism in Eukaryota, Dinophyceae, Suessiales, Symbiodiniaceae.
AUGCUACGCUUGGCCGCAAGAAGACAUUGUUCAAGUGGGAUUCACAGAGAUGUCCAAGAGAAAGUCAGAAAGAGCUCCCGUGUAUCCGACAACCUCCCCGACCUCAUCUACGUCAUUUUCGACUCCAAGGCCAAGGGGGUUAUCCGACAUGCUAGCCAAGCAUUCCAAGACUUCUUUGGUUGGGCCGACUGUGAAGGCCAACAGCUCUUUAGCCCAGCAACUUUACUUCAGUCCGACGAACUGAAGCAGAUCUCCCAUGAGGCUGGGCUUAGUGGUGAUGAGGUUGCGACGAGCCUCCACCGAAUGGCUCAAGCAGCAGAGGAGGCUGUGCAAAGCACAGCUACCGGUGCAAUGCAAAUGCCAUUGCUGCUGCUAAGCCAUUGCACCAGCGGAGAAUUGUUUGUGUGUCAGACUUGCUGGCGAAAGAAUGUGCAUCCGACCUUGGGUUGGUCUUAUUACGCCGGGGUGGUGGAAGACAUGUCACGGGCCAUUUCUGUAGGCCGCCUGGUGGUAGCUGCUUGCAAAGAAACAACUUAUGCAGAACUUUGCACAGGGUGGGCUGAGACAGGUUCCGAUGUGGGAUUGCUCUCCCAAAGGCUUGCUUCCGAUGAGGAACUGCAUGCCGCGGCCGAGAAGAUGUGGAAGGAUGAACUGGCGAAGGGCGUCAAACCCAAAUCCGGCUCGAAGAAAAGGGAAGCAGACAUGAGCUCUAUCUGGAGUCGAAGUACAGCCUCAACCAUCACCAGCUCGAAAGAUGCAAAGCAUGCCAAAGUGGAUGAUCGACCACUUGCAUCGCAUCAUUUCGGGGCUCUUCUUGGCAUGUUGCCCAGUGAAGACAGUGAGAAAAGUUCAAGAAGUGAGAAAAAGCUGGAGGAACCGCCCGAGCCACCUCAAGUGAUUGAACCCGCUCAGCUGCCGACGGCUGAGACAUUUGAAUCAGCUUCAGAGGAUGAGUUCGAGGAGUGUGAAACAAUGUCCCAUAGCUCCAGCGUCAGCGUCGACAGUGGGCCUUUGUUCGACGAGGUGGAGGAUCCAGUGAAGCACAUCGAUCGAGCAAAACUCCGCAACAUGAAUCAGGCUUUUGUGCUUGCAGUGUGCAACAGGCCACCUUCGAUUGGCUCGAAGUGCUCGAGCUCUGGUGUCCUCGACUUUCCCAUUGCCCUGAGGUCUGCAGGUCUUGAAGAAUCUGCAGCGAGCUGGCCGGCGGGACCUGCCUGGAAGGCCCGAGUUGGCAGCAAUGCCAGGGAUGUUUUCCAGCCGGGGCCGGCCUCGGGACCUCGGGCGUCUCUCUUGUGGAAGACCUUCUGUGAGUGCUUCGAAAGUCAACAAUUCUAUAAGACCGAAGCUGGCGGUGGCAUAGCCUUGCUAGGGGACCUUGAAGAACCACUUCCAGCGGGUGAAUUCGCAUUUGUGCAGCCGUUUCAUGGCAGGCUUGGCAAUCCCAUCGACUGUUUGGUGUAUGUGAAGCAUAUUGAGCUUGACGGUUGCCCUUAUCUUCUAGCUCUGCACUCAUACUUGCCGAACGACGACCACAGCCUUGUCGAUGAAUUCCGCAAAUCAAGCUCGCAACUUGAUGAAGUCAUCUUCCAAUUGGCCUCCGAGUUCUUCUACUAUGCUCCAAUGCGGCGCCAGUGGACUUUCCAUGAGGGCCGUGGCAGUACAUCGGGGAUGCAGUGA